Lingula anatina is the source of this 4175-nucleotide messenger RNA. RefSeq lists its product as uncharacterized. NCBI's taxonomy places the organism in Eukaryota, Metazoa, Brachiopoda, Lingulata, Lingulida, Lingulidae. The record is from RefSeq and is a predicted model, not a curated record.
AUUUCUUUGGACAAAGCCCUGCCAACGCCUACAGGUAUAUAAUGCAUGUCCCACAAAGACCUCAGCUGCAUUAUCCACAGUGCAGUGCCCCGUUUGGUGCAGAGAGUGACUGACUACCUCUGUAUUGCAUGACCACAUGCAUUGAUGGUAUUUGUCACAACAAAGGCUGGUCAGUGGUUGUGCUCAGGUGAAUACAGAGAGGGACCUCUGAGAUACAGAUCUCCGUGCAUGGCCGACUCACCUGUGAAAGCACUUUCUACUGGUUGCACACUGUGAUGUGUUAUAAUAGCCCCGUAGAGGGGAUUUAAUGCAGAGUCAUCCGAGCCAUUAGUGACAAUGGUGGGGAUCAACACACUGUGAAGUGAGGUUGCAGAUUUUGGGACUUACGCCUGACGUACAUGUAGUUGUUUCCAUCCUGGUCGGACAGGGCAGGGUAGUUGUAGGAAAACUUUGAAAAGAAAAUAGCUGGAGACACACCACACUGUGUGACUGUGUUUGUGUGUGUGUGUUUGUGCCUAUUAGACUAUUAUACUAGUGAUAGCUGAAGAGAAAGAGAGAUAUUCCAGUGGAAGACCAGACAGGUUCAGGACAGUUGAAGUGACAAGAGUGUUAAUGCCAGAGGCAUUUUUUACCUCAUCAACAUUUUUUAUCUCAACAUUGUGGUCACAUAGGAAAGUGCAGUAGGGGCCUGUGUGGGUAUAUCAUUUAGUUCAAGUGCCAGCCACCACGCACCCAAAAACAACAUGUUUACAACAUACUGGAUGCUGCUUGUCAUUCUUGCUUUUCAAGGAUUGUUUCACAGCUCAUUGUCUCAUGUGGCUUUAACAUAUCCACCAGCAAGGAAAUACGAUUUGGACUUUUUAGACAAUGCACGUACGAAGGGUCCAUGUGGAAUGCCCAAAGGUGACUUGGUGACAGAAUUCCAGCAAGGGGCUGACAUUACUGUGACAUGGCAUCUGGCUUAUCCGCAUCAGGGUGGUUACCGCCUAGAGAUCUUAGAUGCCAGUGGCAGCGUGGAACACAAAUUGGCUCCUACAGCUACCAACUUGCAGUGGAACUUUCCUGGCAAUGACACAACUAAGCAGUCGCACACUGUGUCUCUCCCUGCUGGCUUCACCUGUGAUUUGUGCACCCUGCGUCUGCUGCGCCAGGCUUUAGAGUGGGGAAAUGGAUACCGCUUUUGGUCUUGUGCUGACAUCAAAAUCAAGUCAGGAUGGAGUAUGUCUAUGAAUUGGAACACCCUGCAUUUCAGUUCCCCAACAGAAUGUUCUGGCCAUGGGAGUAAAAAUGAUCAAGGAGUAUGUGUAUGCACUGGAAUGUAUGUUGGAGACCAGUGCCAGUAUCAGGAUGAGUGUAAAUCUGACAGUGACUGUGGCAAUGGUCAGUGUGUUGACAUAGAUGCCACUAACUACCCUAAGAGAAUCUGCUUCUGUGAUGUUGGAUGGUUUGGAACCAAUUGUGAGAAAGAGUCCAGUGUAACUAGUACAGCCAUCAAUAAAGCCCUGUACACUCAUGUGUCUCUGGUCUCCCAAAGUCCUAAGUACGACCUCUACUACAGAGUGCUAAAGGACACAAGAGAAUUGGAAGUGGUGCUGAUCAAUGAAGGAAACAGUUAUGCAGCAUUAGGCUGGAGACCUGAUGGUAUAACUGCUAGGUGCCAAAGAUUUCCAGAAUAUGCAGGAAAAUAUAUUAAUGUGCCAGGCAGUGGGUAUGGUGAUUCAGAACCAGGAAGCAAACCAGAACCUGGAUCCACACCAGAACCCGGAGCAACACCAGAACCUGGAUCCACACCAGAACCCGGAGCAACACCAGAACCUGGAUCCACACCAGAACCUGGUGCAACACCAGAACCUGGAUCCACACCAGAACCCGGAGCAACACCAGAACCUGGAUCCACACCAGAACCUGGAUCCACACCAGAACCUGGAGCAACACCAGAACCUGGAGCCACACCAGGACCACAUUCUACUCCAGAACCAGAAUCCACACCAGAACCUGGAUCCACACCAGAACCAGAAUCCACACCAGAACCCGGAACCACACCAAACUCUGGAAACAAAAGGAAAAGGAGGGAUGCCCAUAGUUCUGGCUGUGGAGAUAGAAUAAGUUUUUGUCAGGGUUCAGACUGCACUUAUGAAGCCAGCUGGGAAUACAAUGCAGCCACAGAUAAAGUAACAUUUACCAUGAAGGCUAAAAACACCCUGGGCAAGUGGAUAGGUAUUGGAUUCUCAGAAGAUGGAACAAUGGUUGGGGCAGACAUUAUAACUGGCUGGGUGACCUCUGAGCAGCAAGUGGUGGCACAUGACAGAUAUGCUACAAGUAGGAGUCCACCAGUCAUAGACGCCUCCAAUAAUAUUGAGAACAUCCAAGGCUCACAGGUUGAAGGCCUAACGACCAUUACUUUUACUCGCAAUCGCAACACAGGAGAUAAUGAGAAGGACAAACAGUUUACAGAUACUUCAGACGGUUGUUUCUUUUUCUUGUAUGCUAUUGGAGGGUCCUAUGAUGAAGCAAACAACAUAAUGUAUCACUCAUGGAGAGAAAUGUCCAACCAAAAGAUAUGCAUCAAACCUUGUCCAGAACCAACCUCUACUCCAGAACCAGAAUCCACUCCAGAACCAACUACUCAAGAACCAGAAUCCUCACCAGAACCAACUUCUACUCCAGAACCAGAAUCCUCACCAGAACCAACUUCUACUCCAGAACCAGAAUCCACACCAGAACCAACUUCUACUCCAGAACCAGAAUCCACUCCAGAACCAAUUUCUACUCCAGAACCAGGAAGCACACCCGAACCAGGGGCUACUCCAGAACCAGGAAGCACACCCGAACCAGGAGCUACUCCAGAACCAGGAAGCACACCCGAACCAGGAGCUACUCCAGAACCAGGAAGCACACCCGAACCAGGAGCUACUGCAGAACCAGGAAGCACACCCGAACCAGGAGCUACUGCAGAACCAGGAAGCACACCUGAACCAGGAGCUACACCAGAACCAGGAAGCACACCGGAACCAGGAGCUACUUCAGAACCAGGGGCCACUUUAGAACCAGGGGCACAACCGGAAGGAUCAGCUGGCUUGCAUGCAAUGGAUUGCACAGACAUUGUCAUUGGACGAGCUCGUGGUAUGAGAGGCAAUGUGGGAGACUACUACACUCGUGAUCGUUCAUCGCCAAGACCCGAUUCUUUUUAUGAUAAUGGCUUCAACAGUCUAACAGCAGCACUGGCAUAUGAGCAAAAUGGAGUGACCACAGUGUUAUUCAGGAAGAAGUUGGAAGCUACUGAACAACAGGAUCAUGACAUUAGAAAUGAAGUGAUGCAUGUCAUCUGGGCCCGUGGUCAGCAGAUUGGUCAAUAUUACCACAACCCAGAGUCUGGCCUUGAAAAAGGAAACCCAGCUGUGUCCAACUUUUAUCGUCCAGAUGAGAUCAAAUAUCAUGGUCAUGGCAACCAAAGAGGACAGGCUAGACUCAACUUUGUGGAACAACCAAUCACCAAACCUUGUGGCAAUGAAUACAAGCAACCAACUAGCUGUACUGAUGAUGACUGUGAAUACAAAGCCACCUGGGAAUAUGACGCAGCCGUAGAUGAGGUGACAUUUACUCUGAAAGCCAAAAACACUGAGAACAAAUGGAUUGGUAUUGGAUUCUCACCAGAUAGGAAUAUGCCUGACACAGAUGUUAUUGUUGGUUGGGUGGAGGCUGAUGGAAGAGUUGUUGUACAGGACAGGAAAGCAGUGGGUUACUCUCCACCAUUAGUGGACUCAAGGUCAGAUAUAAAAAAUAUAGAGGGCUCCCAACUGUUUGGAGUCACAACUAUCAAGUUUACCAGAGCGAGAAACACCGGAGAUAACCAGAAUGACUUCCAGUUUUCUGACACUGAUUGCUACUACUUUAUGUAUGCUGUUGGUGGAAGCGUGUCUGGCACAUCUAUAAACAAGCAUGCCAAAACCCCUGUUAUUUCGUCUGAAAAAAUAUGCAUAAAGACAUGCUCUUCAGUGACAGUUACCAUGUCUGCAUCUGUCAGAUUUACCAGUGUCACAUUCACUGAAAACCUGAGGAACAGGAACACGGAAGAGUUUAUAGAACUUGAGAGCAAAGUGAAGGCAGCCGUUGAGCCUGCCUUGAAAGAAGCACUGCCAGGUUACAGGAGUGUGAGGGUUGCGGAAUUUGCGUAA